This is a messenger RNA of Apis mellifera (honey bee), 604 nucleotides long. Its product is annotated as transmembrane inner ear expressed protein. The record is from RefSeq and is a predicted model, not a curated record. Bases 119 to 604 code for a protein of 161 amino acids. Lineage: Eukaryota; Metazoa; Arthropoda; Insecta; Hymenoptera; Apidae. The transcript has 2 exons.
UAUUAUUAAUAUCAUGAAACAAAAAAUGAAAUCAAAUAAUUAUAACAAUGAUUUAAUAAUGACAUUUGCUUUUAGAAAAUUUAUUUCUAAAUACUUAUUCAAACUUUCCAGUUAAAUUAUGAAGAUAGUAAAUGAAUCAACUAUUGCAUCAACUUUAUCUUCAUCUUUGCCACCUUGUUCACCUGAAAUAGUCAUACGAUAUGGAGAUUGUGUUGGAAGUGAAGUUGAAAAAUGGUUGGAAGAUGAAGUACUAGCAGGGUUUCGAGUUUGGCAACUUGCUGGCAUAAUUCUUUCUAUUCUACUUAGUAUAUUGAUUGGAUUUUGUUGUUGCAUCAGAUUCAGAGUACCACGAACUAAACAAGAAAUAGAAGCUGAUUAUAUUCGAAAAAAAAUAACAGACAAUUUUAGACAUGAGUUAUCUAAAAUCAAUAAUAUAGAAAUGAAUGAUAUGGAUUUGAAAAAAGCAUUAAGCAAAAUUCAAAAUAAAUUUGAUAUAGAAACUUAUGAAGUACAAAAACUUCAUGAAGAAUUAACAUAUAAAAAUAUGCAUAAAUUGCAUUCAAAAUUCAAUGGAAUAUUUAAUGGAAUUUAUUUUAAUAAAUAA